AUGCAUUGCAUUUGUACAGUUCCGGCAUAUAAAUUGGGUGCACCUGUCCUAUCUAUUGUAGUACAGCUACAAAACUUUCCCGCAAGUCCCAUGACAGAUGACGUCACCAGGAAUGCAGGGCAGUGGUGGAUUGACCUGGAAAACGAGAGAGAAAAAUAAAUUCUGUGACUAACAAUAACGAGAGAUUGAUUGCGGGGAUUAACUGUCGGGUCUCGAAAUCAUUUAUUUCAGCCGCAAUGUCUGUGCUAUUUUGUUGCCGCUGUGUUUUUCCUUCUGAAGACACCGACGAGAGACAGCCCCUACUGCACCCCAAGCUUCCAGAAUCAGAGAAGCCAGUGUCGGCCAGACAGCCUCGACCAGCACCCACAGUGAGUCGGAGUGGUCAGUUGGUCCCGAAGCGUGUGGGUGUGAAGGACUUGGACCAGCGGUUCUCUGAUGUGACCGAAACGUUCAACCAGCAGCAUGAGAGCUAUAAUGUCAUGAAGGAACGCAUCAUAUCUCUCCGCCGCACUUACAACUGUAACAAUGACAGCACCCUGACUCUGACCGAGUGUGUGAGGAAGAUCAAGGAGGAGUACAAGGACAGCUACAGGGUAACCGUGAUGAUAAAGGGGUAUGACUUCUCUCUCUCUGUGGUUCCGCUGAGGUCUGUGGAUGAGGGAGAAAAGUCUCUGCCUCGCCUACUCCGGUUGGCUCAGGAUGAGCUCAGGGGCUUUUCCCAGGGCGCCAUAGCAAUAGUCGCUGCCGGGACCAAGCUCCAGGUGCUGAUAGACUGGCUGCUUAGUCGGGGGGAGCGAAUGGCGGAGCAGGUCAGGGAGGUGGCACCAACUCAUCAGGACCACUGUAGGCUGGAGGAGAACCUGAUUGAGACCAUGCAGGAAGUGAGAAGGGUGAGGGAGCUUUCGCUAGGGUACUGCCAGCAGGCUAGAGAGAUCCAAACUGAGGCCGCACAGAUAGCAGGGCUGGCCUGACACACACAUACAGACACACUCUGGUAACACUGAAUUUAUAAAUGUCACAUUUAAAUCUUAUGGGAAUUAAUUUAGGCUAUUUUUACUAUCAUGUAAAAGCACACUAUAGACCUACACUGUUACACAACACACUAGAUAGUAUUUCAGUAUUAUAUAGUGAGUAUGUCUAUAAACAUGUUAGAGAAAUUAGCUGUGAUAUAUCCUAAUGUAUUCUGGACAGGAAUUCCUCAUCUAAAUCCUAAUCUAAUCAAACACUGUGUUGAUUAAACCACUGUCAAUGUUAGAGAUCAUGUUAGUGUUUUUUCUAUGUUAAUACUGUAUGUUAUUGUAUUUUAUAACAAAUUAAAACUGCAAACUUG
Salmo salar (Atlantic salmon) is the source of this 1330-nucleotide messenger RNA. RefSeq lists its product as uncharacterized. The record is from RefSeq and is a predicted model, not a curated record. NCBI's taxonomy places the organism in Eukaryota, Metazoa, Chordata, Actinopteri, Salmoniformes, Salmonidae.